Molecule: messenger RNA, 1386 nt
Organism: Coprinopsis cinerea okayama7#130
Lineage: Eukaryota; Fungi; Basidiomycota; Agaricomycetes; Agaricales; Psathyrellaceae
Exons: 6
Coding region: 1-1386 (461 amino acids)
Source: RefSeq, a predicted model, not a curated record
AUGAAUGUCCAAUCCCUCACCCAUCCGACUGAACGACCUCCCAAUCGCUAUGAUUCUCUCGGACUUCAUGGACAUCCGCAUGCGCCCUUUCGACCCAACGGCGGGAACAGAAGCACUGCCAACGGUCCUGGAGCAUCUGUCGUUCACGGAAAUGUGCACAUUCGCUCGGUCUCCUAUGGAGGUGUCCGUUCAGACUACGAGAAUCACCCUCCCCUCACCAAUAUACACAGCGGAAGUAGUGGCCAGAAGCGCCAGCGCACCAACAGUUGGGACGAUGAACUGUCACCACCAUCCUCUCCUGACGGACUCCCUGCUCAGCACCGUCGUAGUGCUUCGCUCACCACCAGCUCUGAGCCACUCAAUCCCAUCCCUGCAUCUGCUGUGGCAGGCUUAGCUGACCAGUUCCAACUUGAUCAUGCGAAACGGACGCUACUGUUCUCGUUUCAUAAAGUGUGCGAGGGCCUCGCUUUUGCUGAUGCCAUGACUCGUGUCCUCACAUUCAGUUUGGAACUCCAGAAUGCGCAACGCAUUGCAACACUUGAAGCCAAGGUUGCGGCGUCCGCCGCUCAGCUCGAAGGCAUGGCGAAUGCAGCUAAGAAGGGAAAUGUUAUCACUCAGGCUAUGACUGACUACAUGUGCAAGCUCGCACGAGCUGCAUGCGUUGAGCCAGAUCGAACUGUAUUCAAAGACAUGUACAUUGACGUUUUAGAACAGUUCAAGAAGGAUGCACUUCACGAGGGAUGGCUCACGGACGCAAGCUUUGGACCAAAAAGCAAGGUAACAUCAGUCAUCAAGAACCAGUCUAAUGGUGCUCGAGAAUUACUUCGCCGUUCUUUAGGAGCUUCUAUCUUAGAGAAUGGCCCGUCAAGGAUGAACCUCCAAGCCUUCUGCUCCGUUAUAGCAGUCAAGUUUGGAGUCAAGAAAGAAGAUAUCAACGAUAAGUAUGUUGGCCGCAUUGCAUUGAUGCGUGCUUAUACCAUGGAAAGGGCCAAGAAGGGUGACGUCCAGAACGUCAAUGACGGUGCAGGGCCCGGUAACAGCGACGAGCAGCAACCAUCCACCUCCGCGACGAGCUCGAAGCCAGUUUCUCAAGCUGGCAAGACCAGUCCCGACGAACGCUUCUGGGUCGGAUUUGAGAAUUACCUUGCGAAGAAGGCGUCUGAAGUCAGGCAAAAGGGUCAGCGUUGGGCCGACUAUCUCAAGCAGGUUGGCCGCGACGACGAGAGAAUGUUCAAUCCUCCCGGGAUUGAGCAAAUGACACCUGACCAGCCUACCAUCGCCGCAUCAGAGCCACCACAGUCUGAACAUCACGUCUCUCAGAUGGUGGAUUCUCUAAUGCAGAAUAAUGCUGCUACGCGCUCCCAGUAUUCCGCGGCCGGAUUCUGA